UCGCAACUCGUCUCAACACUGUCGCAUCCACCGAACAUCUCCAAUUACUUGACCAUCAUGCCUCCCGCAAUCUCGGACGAUGAGAGAUCUAGCCCUUUUUCCGCUGACGACGACGUUCUACCGCCAAAGAAGCCGGCACCCAAGAAGUCGGCAGCAAAGUCAAAAGCCAAGCCCGCCCAAGAGGAUGCCAUUGACGGCGAGCCUAUGACCGACAUCAAGAAUGGUGACGCCGAAGCACAAGACGAUGAAGACGAGGACAACUCGGACGAGUACGUCGUGGAGAAGAUCUUGAGCCAUGCUCCUGGUCAAGGCAAGACUACUCUAUAUGAGGUCAAAUGGAUGGGCUACGAGAACCCCGACGAUCGCACUUGGGAGCCGGAAGAGAAUCUUGAGGGUGCUAUGGACAUCCUUCAGGCCUACUGGGACAGCAUUGGAGGCAAGCCGCAGCCCAAAACACCCGCAAAGAAGGGCACCAAGAGAAAGUCGACUGCUGCCACUUCACAAGAUACUCCUGAAGUUUCUUCCUCAUCAACAAAGAGACGCGGCCGCAAGGCUCCCAAGACAGAAGAAGCCGCCGAGGAGAAGACGGCCACUCUGCCUGAAGGCUCUUGGGAACACCAUGUCCAAAGCGUCGAUGCAAUCGAGAUGUCCGAGGAAGGUGAACACAAGGGUAACUUGAUGAUCUACCUGCUAUGGAACAAUGGCAGCAGAACUCAGCACACUGCUCUUCAAUGCAGAUCAAAGUGCCCCAACAAGCUCCUCGACUACUAUGAAUCGAAAUUGGUCUUCAAGAACACAGAUGAGUAGUGCAGGUUUUGCGCACCACUUUCUUCACCAGCCACUUUCUUCUUCAGCCACUUCUUCUUCAACCGCCAUAACGACUC
This is a messenger RNA of Aureobasidium pullulans EXF-150, 884 nucleotides long. RefSeq lists its product as uncharacterized. The coding region runs from base 58 to 807 and encodes 249 amino acids. Gene Ontology annotation, cellular component: pericentric heterochromatin; nucleus. The transcript is spliced from 5 exons. Gene Ontology annotation, molecular function: chromatin binding. The record is from RefSeq and is a predicted model, not a curated record. Gene Ontology annotation, biological process: chromatin organization; negative regulation of transcription by RNA polymerase II. Lineage: Eukaryota; Fungi; Ascomycota; Dothideomycetes; Dothideales; Saccotheciaceae.